AUGUCGAAGCCAGCUACACCGGUGACCCCGCCGCUCAAGGACGAAUUGGACAUCGUGAUCCCGACGAUCAGGAACCUCGAUUUCCUCGAGAUGUGGCGCCCCUUCUUCGAGCCCUACCACUUGAUCAUCGUCCAGGACGGCGAUCCGGCCGAGACGAUCAAGGUUCCCGAAGGCUUCGAUUACGAGCUCUACAACAGGAACGACAUCAACCGGAUCCUCGGCCCCAAGGCCUCCUGCAUCUCCUUCAAGGACUCAGCCUGCCGAUGCUUCGGCUUUCUCGUCUCCAAGAAGAAGUACAUCUUCACCAUUGACGACGAUUGCUUUGUUGCAAAAGAUCCAAGUGGAAAAGAUAUCAAUGCUUUGCAACAGCACAUACAGAAUCUGCUAACUCCGUCCACACCUUUCUUUUUCAACACAUUGUACGACCCUUUCAGAGAGGGGGCCGAUUACGUCCGUGGCUAUCCAUUUAGCUUGAGGGAAGGAGUCCCGACUGCCGUCUCUCAUGGACUCUGGCUCAACAUCCCUGAUUAUGACGCCCCAACUCAGCUUGUCAAACCCCUCGAGCGCAAUACUAGGUAUGUAGAUGCUGUCCUGACUAUUCCUAAGGGGACCUUGUUCCCGAUGUGCGGAAUGAACCUUGCUUUUGACCGAGAGCUCAUUGGGGCCGCUAUGUACUUUGGGCUCAUGGGUGAUGGCCAGCCCAUCGGGCGAUACGAUGAUAUGUGGGCGGGAUGGUGCACUAAGGUGAUCACGGACCACUUGGGUCUUGGAGUGAAAACAGGUCUGCCGUACAUUUGGCACAGCAAGGCCAGCAACCCAUUUGUGAAUCUGAAGAAAGAAUACAAAGGCAUCUACUGGCAAGAGGAGAUCAUCCCCUUCUUCCAGUCAGUGACCCUCCCAAAGGAAUGCACCACUGUGCAAAAAUGCUACAUUGAGCUCUCAAAGCAGGUUAAGGAGAAGCUUGGGUCUAUCGACCCUUACUUCCAGAAGCUAGCUGAUGCCAUGGUCACUUGGAUUGAAGCUUGGGAUGAACUCAACUCCUCUGCUCCAGCAGCGGCUGCUGCUGCUGAUGCCAAGGACGGGCCUUCCUCCAAAAAGAAGUAG
Messenger RNA from Striga hermonthica, 1104 nucleotides. The record is from the annotation of a GenBank genome assembly. Lineage: Eukaryota; Viridiplantae; Streptophyta; Magnoliopsida; Lamiales; Orobanchaceae.